Messenger RNA from Procambarus clarkii (red swamp crayfish), 1299 nucleotides. RefSeq lists its product as uncharacterized. The record is from RefSeq and is a predicted model, not a curated record. Lineage: Eukaryota; Metazoa; Arthropoda; Malacostraca; Decapoda; Cambaridae.
GAAAUAGAAGCACAACCGACCGUUGCUAGCAUCACAACAACAAAUUCGUCCAACUAGUUGUCGUCGCCACAAAUCAAAUUGAACUAUCCAUCACCAACAUCUUCUCCAACACAUCCCGUUACAGUAUAUGGAAGAUGACAUUUUGCACUAUCAUCAGGGGGCGAGGAGACCCAAUACACACUAUCAAUAAAGAAGAAACUGAUGAGGAAAGCGGCUAAGCAAGAAACGACCACUUGCAAAUCACAGAAACAGCUACUAUGGGAGUGGGCAAGGUAGCUCUCUCACCCUCAGAGUCCUGGGAUAUACCCCUUGCAGCUAUCUUCUGUAUUGCUAUUGCAACAUAUGUUGUCCUAGUCAUUAUAGGUUUAAGUAUAAGACAGUGUUUGUUGAAGAAAGGUAUAUGUGGAGGACAAUGUCAUUAUAUACCUUGCUGUAAUUGUGCCGAGCUAGGUUUACAUUGUGCCCAAGCAUGUUGCAACUGGGGCCCCAAGCCAUCAUGUUCUUCUUUACUGGACUACUGCUGCCCCACACAUCAGAGUUGCAGUUGCCCUCAUUUUGACUCUUGUGUGAUGUGCACAAAAUGUUCAAGAUGCAACAUGUUUGGAAACAACCUUUGCCAGGAUUCCUGCCAUUCAUGUAGAAAUUGGUGUGCCGCUCCUCCGAUGUGUGCCGCUGGGCAGCUGUGUGAUUGUCAGAGCUGCUCUUGUACCUGUACUACUCCUGAAUGUUCGACCAUCAACUGUCUGUGUUUUGAAGUUACCAUUAAAGGACGUGGUCAGCAGGAGGAAAGCUAACCAAAAUAUCAUGAAAUUGUAGGCCUUUAUUUCUGUAACAGAUUGGUAUUGUCAGCUUUUCCCCAUGAUUAUACCUUUUAUGAACAAUUCUGUAUUGUUUGCCAAGUAGAAAUAAUAGAAUGUAUUUUAAUUUUUUUAAAUAUUGUUAUAAUUACCGAGUACUUACACAACCGUAUAAGAAUCUGUAUACACUUCAAGCAGAGAAGAUAGCUUUCUUUACAUUUCAUAUAUAAUUUUAUAUUAAGCCAUCAUGAUUGCAAGUUAGCUGAAUAGUUUUAACUCUUUUUCUAUGACAGUUCAUUCAUCAAGUAUUCUUCCGUAAAUAUUAAAAACAAAUUUCUCUAAAAUAAUUAUCCAUAUUGAUUUUUGAGCUAAUGAGUUUUCUGAAGACUUUUAACUAUGUUUUGGCAUAAGAUUUGACUGUGUGAUAUCCGUUUAUUUGUUAGUAGGAAUGAAAGGUGCUUGUACUGUAUAUUGACACAUAAAUAAAAACAAGUUACAUGUG